ACUCCACCCCGGGGAGGGCGGCGCGGAUAAAGGCUCCGGGGCCGCUCGCUCGGGCCAGACUGGCAAGGCCACCUCGCGCUGUUCCCACGCACUCCAGUCGUCUGGAAACGUGGGGGGAACCCAGGCCCACCUGCCCACGAUCUUUGCGAGAGGUGGCUGCGGCAGUUGCUAAGGGGAAAAGGGACGCGCGUGGGGGACCACGACCCGAGAAAGCCUUCUAGGCACCGUGAGCCCCCCGAGGGACGGAGCUGGGGACCCUGCACCUCGCCCAGGUCGCCUUUGAAGGAUCCGAGAUCGCACACCCCAAUCACCGGUGCACAGCCACUGAGCCCACGCGAGUCCGGAGCGCCCCUUGGAUUCUUGCUGGCUGUGAUCCCCCUUUUCUAACGUUGGGACCUUCCCCGAGGGGCACACGUACUACCCGUCUUCCCAAGCGCCCAGACAGAAGAGGACCACCCCAUUUUUUGUAAGGGGGAGUCGAGGCGUGGACAUUGGAGGCGACUUCCCCACGAAGAUCCCCGCAAGGACACCCCUCAGGCCCUUUGUGCGCCCCGGGGAUGGAGCCGCAGCCCGGCAGCUGCCGGCGCGGGGCCCCCGGCGGCGCCUGCGACCUGAGCCCAGCAAAUGAGUCCGCAGCACCCAUCACCCUGACGAUUCACAGCACCACCGGGACCCGCUACGACCUGUCGGUGCCUCCAGACGAGACCGUGGAAGGACUGCGCAAAAGGCUGUCCCAGCGCCUUAAGGUCCCCAAGGAGCGCCUGGCGCUACUCCACAAAGACACCCGGCUCAGUUCGGGGAAGCUUCAGGAAUUCGGCGUGGGGGAUGGAAGCAAGCUGACGCUGGUGCCCACGGUGGAGGCAGGCCUCAUGCCCCAGGCCUCCAGGCCCGAGCAGUCUGUUAUGCAAGCUCUGGAAAGCUUGACCGAGACUCAGCCCCCAGCGACGCCCGGGACGGGCUGGGCUGCCGGAGGAGGCUUCCAGAAACACAGAUUGAUUUUAUUUAAGCGUCCGUGGCACCGACAGGGACCCCAGAGCCCAGAGCGGGGCGGCGAGAGGCCCCAGGUCAGUGACUUCCUCUCUGGCCGGUCACCACUGACCCUGGCCCUGAGAGUCGGGGACCACAUGAUGUUUGUCCAGCUGCAGCUGGCUGCCCAGCAUGCCCCACUACAACAUCGCCAUGUGUUGGCCGCUGCGGCUGCUGCAGCUGCGGCUGCCCGGGGAGAGUCUGGAGUGACCGCCACCUUGUCCUCUCCCUGCCGGCCAGUGUCCACUGCUGCCCGAAUUCCCCCAGUACCCACCAGCCCUUCACCUACAUCCACCUCACCUGUCACAACCGGUUCCUUCCGAUCCCAUGCAGCCUCCACCUCCUGCCCGCAGAUGGACUGUUCUCCAGCAGCCACAGAGGGCAUCAACCCCGGAGCCAGUGUGGCCACCACAUCCCCGUCCACCCCUGGCAGCAGCCCUACCCCUCGCUCCCGCAAACCCGGCGCAGUCAUUGAGAGCUUCGUGAACCAUGCCCCCGGGGUCUUCUCAGGGACCUUCUCUGGUACACUGCACCCCAACUGCCAAGACAGCAGCGGUAGGCCACGACGGGACAUUGGCACAAUCUUGCAGAUUCUGAAUGACCUGCUGAGUGCCACACGGCAUUACCAGGGCAUGCCCCCAUCACUGACCCAGCUCCGCUGCCAUGCCCAGUGCUCACCUGCCUCACCAGGCCCUGACCUCACCCCCAAAUCUACCUCCUGUGAGAAGCUGGCGGCCACUUCCUCCGCCUCCCUGUUACAGGGCCAGAGCCAGAUCCGAAUGUGUAAACCCCCUGGGGACCGUCUUCGACAGACAGAGAACCGUGCCACACGUUGCAAAGUUGAACGCCUGCAGCUCUUACUGCAGCAGAAACGGCUCCGUAGGAAGGCCCGACGGGAUGCCCGAGGCCCUUACCACUGGCCACCCAGCCGCAAGGCUGGCCGCAGCGACAGCAGCAGCAGUGGGGUUGGUGGGAGCACCAGCGAGGCUUCAGGCCUGGGCCUCGACUUUGAGGACUCUGUUUGGAAGCCUGAAGUCAACCCAGACUUGCAGUCAGAGUUUGUGGUGGCUUAAAGGAUCCAGUCCCCUUGACAUCUGUCACAUCCCCUACCCCAGCCCCAUUGUGGGGUGGGGGACAACACAGCAGCCUGGAUGCUGGACAGCCCAGCUCUGGCAGACAGGAGGUCACCUCUACCCACUCACCCGCCUUUAUUUUUGUUUGCUGUUGUUUUGUUUUGUUUUUUUUAAGCUCAUAAUGCUGAUGUCUGCCCUGUGUCCCAUGGUUACAUGCCCACCUCUUGUUCUCUCUCACUGUCUGUCCCCCCCAAUUUCUGGUGGCCUCUUGGUUGGGGGGGACCCUUUCCUCCUGCCUUCACCAGUUCCAAAUAUGUAGCAAUCUGUUCUCAGAUGGCCCAGACUGAGGAAGCCGCCCACCUGCAAUCCUUCCGUGCUCUCCCCCCAACCUGCCACAACCUGAUUCAGGUAUUUGUUUUUAAGUCAAAAUGUAAAUUCUCCAAAAAGCACUUUACAGAUGAGGGCUGGCUACCCCAGGACAAGUGUCCAAACACCACCCCCUUACAGACUUGGCCCUGUUUCAGGCCAGCAGGAUCCUCCACCCCCAACCCCCCCACUGCACUCACUCCUAGAAGCCAACUUUGUUCAGGAUGCUCACUUAACUCAAGGUGAUCCUCCUGCUUCAGUCUUCCCUGUGCUGGGAUGACAGGCCCAUGCCACCAAGCCUGGCUGGGACCCACUCUACCCACAAAAGCUGGGUCAACCUGGAACCCCAUUUGGGACUGACUGACCUGGGUCAGGCCAAGACUUCCCCUUUUUUCCUGGCAGGAAGUGAAGGUACCAGCUUCCUGCUACCCUGUCCCAGGUCACUCGGCCCCCCCACUGUCUCCUACCUCCCCACACCCCCAUAUUUCCCCAGCCUUCCUGCCUGACAGAGCUUGGGGACUAUUUAUAGACUUCAUUUUUUUCUGACUGAGCCAGUAGUGGUUGCUAUUUUCUUGGGGGAAAAACAAAUUAAAAACUGGGGGAGAUGGUUUGGGUGGUCCAGGGAGACACCCCUAUACCUCUUAACCCCAGGCCCAACCUGAGGGAUGUGGACUUGGGGGGGUGCUCAGCUGUGACUGUGUUACUCCUGCCCUCUGGAGAGGGGUGCUGCUGGGCCCUGCUUUUGGGGGGGGGCAAGGGACAGACAGCCCUCCAUGUUAUUGGGGCCAUUUCAAUGGGGGGUGAAGUUUUUUGUAGUUUUUGGCUUUUUUUCCUCCACACUUAAUUUUAUGUGGGAUGUGAGUCCAUCCUCCACCCAUCUGUCUUGUCUAGGGUCUACAGCCCACCUGUCCCCAUCCCUCUUGGUCUUGUAGGUGAAACCCAAGUCCUUGCCUUCCCCCAUUACAUGUUUAAACUUAA
This is a messenger RNA of Nannospalax galili (Upper Galilee mountains blind mole rat), 3443 nucleotides long. It is a transcript of the gene Midn, whose product is annotated as midnolin. The record is from RefSeq and is a predicted model, not a curated record. Gene Ontology annotation, cellular component: nucleus. The coding region runs from base 558 to 2099 and encodes 513 amino acids. Gene Ontology annotation, molecular function: protein binding. The transcript has 9 exons. NCBI's taxonomy places the organism in Eukaryota, Metazoa, Chordata, Mammalia, Rodentia, Spalacidae.